This is a messenger RNA of Nicotiana tabacum (common tobacco), 890 nucleotides long. RefSeq names its product large ribosomal subunit protein uL22y. The record is from RefSeq and is a predicted model, not a curated record. Gene Ontology annotation, biological process: cytoplasmic translation. Lineage: Eukaryota; Viridiplantae; Streptophyta; Magnoliopsida; Solanales; Solanaceae. Gene Ontology annotation, molecular function: structural constituent of ribosome. Gene Ontology annotation, cellular component: cytosolic large ribosomal subunit; ribosome.
CUUAAAUUAGCACGAAAGCCCUAGCAGCGAAAAGACAUCUGUAUCAGCAGCUGCUGGGGAGUAGCAGCAUAAACGGCAACCAUGGUGAAGUAUUCAAGGGAACCAGAGAACCCCACAAAAUCUUGCAAAGCUAGGGGCUCGGAUCUCAGAGUCCAUUUCAAGAAUACUAGAGAGACAGCGCAUGCCCUUAGGAAGAUGCCUUUGGACAAGGCAAAGAGAUACUUGGAGGAUGUUAUUGCCCACAAGCAGGCCAUUCCCUUCACACGAUUUUGUCGUGGGGUUGGUCGUACUGCUCAGGCAAAGAAUCGCCACUCAAAUGGACAAGGACGUUGGCCUGUCAAAUCUGCAGGGUUUAUUCUAGAUUUACUCAAGAAUGCUGAGAGUAAUGCUGAAGUUAAAGGCUUGGACGUGGAUUCACUUUACAUAACUCACAUCCAAGUAAACCAAGCCCAGAAACAGAGGCGCCGCACGUACCGUGCUCAUGGAAGAAUCAAUCCCUACAUGUCUAAUCCGUGCCACAUCGAGUUGACAUUGUCUGAGAAGGAAGAAUCUGUCAGGAAGGAGCCCGAGACUCAAUUGGCUCCCACAAAGACAAAGGCAUCCUCUUGAUGAGAGGAAUGAAUCUCUGAAUUUUCAUAGUAUAAUCUCAAUGUCCCUAUAGCCUUAGUAUCAGGAGAAUUUUGUGCUGUUCGAAGUAUUUUUUUCAUAGGAAUGUGGUUUUUUGUAAUUUUACUAUUUCGGAGUUUGAAGGUUGUCAUUUUGAGGCAUGUUUCGCUUGAAAUUUUGAGUUCUAUCUUUCAAAGAUUGUAUUGGGAAUGUUUAUUGUUUGACGGCUGAGGCUACAUGAAAAUUUUAAUUUUAAUUUGAUUGGUGAUGAUUAAUUCUUCUAA